UGCUCCGACAACUAAAAGUUGCAUCCAUCACAUCUGUGUGAUCGACUGUUUCCGGAGAAAGACCAAACUAAUCGUGUCAAAUCGAAUAUCGAAUCGAGAAUAAUCGAUAAAGCUUUCGAAACUUCACUUUGUCCUAUAAAGGAUUUGGAACGUAUUCCUGGAAGUUUGCGUCAGAGCUUAAAAUAAAGAAAUAUAGCUAGAAAAGCUUUUUGGAACAAACGGAGCUGGAAUGUUUCCAGAUAUAAUAUCUUGAAAACCUGAUAUGAUGUCAAUCAUUUGCACAAACAGGGCUGCCAUUUUACAAGGGCCUGAAUCUUUGCAUAGACAGAGGGCCACCUAGUUCAUCUUUUCCAGCUAUUAAGAACUAGGAGUUCAAAUAUGUCCAAUCAAGACAUACCUGGUACCAUCACUGCGAUUUCAGAUAAUACUGAAGAUGAAAUAAAGAAAGAAGAAAAAACCAUUAAAGAAGAUGAACCUUCAGAAGUUAAAGAACAUGAACCUUCAGAAGUUAAAGAAGAUGAACCUUCAAAAGUUAAAGAAGAUGAACCUUCAGAAGUUAAAGAAACCGCUGUUUUACCGCAGACAGAGGAUUCCCUUGAGAAUCACAAGUCGCCACCAGAAAGUUCUAGUAGAUCUCAGCAAAGAGGAAGUGGUGCCAUUUCUAAAAUCCGACCACAAGCAAAAUGCUCUAUCAGAACGCAGCAACAAAUUCAACCAAGCACCUCAUCGAGAAAUUUAUCCGUCCCAUCCCGAGAAAGUCCUUCAGAAGACUUGGAAGUCUUGGAAAACGGACUUCCGAAUCCCAGUUCUCGCACUAGGGCAACAUUUUCAUCCCGAGUGGUAACCAUUGAACAGAUGGUCGAAGAAAUAGAUACAAGUGCAAACAGCAGAGGAAACAUUCUACGCAGAGUUGCAAUGCAUCUAAGAGAUAUUAAAUUCGCCCGAAGACGAAGGAAUAGGGAUUUGGAAAGAACCGACUCAUUUCUGGAAAAGUUUUGUAAUGGGCCAAAGCCAAUGCAGUUGACGGAUGAAAAAAUACCAACAGAUUGUUUAGGAAGGACAUUAGUUGUUGAUCCUUCUGAGAAUUUCCAUUACCGAUGGUUAUCUAUUAUUUCAAUGGCCUUGGUCUACAAUGUCGUUAUGAUAGUUGGACGUAGUGUCUUUUGGGAAUUGCAAAAUCUGUCUCCAAUCACAUGGUACUGCUUGGAUUACUUAUGCGAUGCAAUCUACCUCUUCGAUAUGAUAAUUCAUGCAAGAACAGGUUUUCUGGAGCAAGGACUUCUGGUUCGGGAUUCCAAUGAGCUUCUUCGAAACUACAUUCAUUCUCAUCAGUUUAAACUAGACCUGUUAAGUGUUGUUCCUACGGAUUUAGUAUACCUAGUCAUGGAUACGAAUUGUUAUCUGCAGGUACCUUGUGUCAUUAUCUUUAGACUUAACCGCUUGCUGCGCUUCCACAGAUUGCUUGAAUUCUUUGACAGGACUGAAACAAGAACUAAUUUUCCUUAUGCUUUCCGAAUAGCCAAACUCAUAUUUUAUAUUCUAGUCAUCAUCCAUUGGAAUGCAUGUUUAUACUUCGCUGUUAGUUAUGCUAUCGGAUUUGGAACAGAUACUUGGGUUUACAAUAUGUCAACUCCUCGUUUUGCAUCACUCACCCACCAGUAUAUAUACUGCUUUUAUUGGUCUACAUUAACUUUGACAACAAUAGGAGAAAUGCCAUCACCAGUGAGAGACGUGGAGUAUAUUUUUGUCGUUGUUGAUUUCUUAAUCGGAGUUCUUAUCUUUGCUACGAUUGUAGGCAAUGUAGGGAGCAUGAUAACCAACAUGAAUGUCACUCGCUCAGAAUUCCAAAGAAGAAUGGACGGAGUAAAACAAUAUCUGGAAUUUCGCAAGGUCAGUAAAGAACUUGAAAAUAGAGUGAUUAAGUGGUUUGAUUACUUAUGGAUCAACAGACAAUCUCUAGAUGAAGACGACGUUACAUCCGUGCUUCCGGACAAACUUAAAGCUGAAAUUGCAAUCCACGUUCAUAUGGAUACACUAAAACGAGUCAAAGUUUUUCAAGAUUGUGAACCGGGACUCCUUGUACAAUUAGUGCUGAAAUUAAAGUUACAAGUUUUUAGUCCCGGUGACUACAUAUGUCGUAAAGGUGAUGUUGGUAAAGAGAUGUAUAUCGUAAAAAGGGGAAAACUUCACGUAGUUGGUGAUGAUGGAAAAAGAGUUCUUGCUACACUCAGUGAAGGCUGUGUUUUUGGAGAACUUAGCAUCUUGAACAUUUCCGGAGUAAAAACAGGAAACAGAAGAACUGCAAACGUCAGAAGCGUUGGAUUUUCUGACCUAUUUUGUCUUUCAAAAGAAGAUCUCUGGACUGUUCUUGCAGAGUACCCCGAAGCUCAAAAAAUGCUGAUAGAAAGGGGUAAGCAAAUACUUGUUAAAGAUGGUCUUCUAGAUGAAAGAGAUACCCAGCGGUACGAAGCAGAUGAAAAAGAUCUUCAUUUGAGAUGCGACAAGUUACAAACAGCUCUGGACAAUUUACAGACUAGAUUUGCAAGGCUGUUAAAUGAAUAUACAAGGUCUCAGAAGCAAAUGAAACAAAGACUGUGCCGUUUAGAAGCAAAAUCGAGCCAGCCACACGUUGACGCACAUUCAGCAUAUGGAUAUGCUUCAGCAUCCGUACACUCAUAUAAUGCUGAAAGCGUAACUGAAUAUGCCGAAAGUUAACAAAGUAGAAAAGUUGUUUAGAAUUUUAAACUGAUUCCAUAUAUUAAAGAACUAACUUUACCUACGUACCAUGAAAUAAGAGAAUACGUGCGUAUAUAGUGGCAUAUUUUAGAAAACUUAUCCGUACAUGUACUUAAGUUGCAUAUAUUUAUUUAAAAUGCAUCUACAGUAUAUUAUACUUGAGGAUCCUUAGUUAAAAAUUUAAGAACAAUUUCACUAUUAAAUGCCCUUUUUUUAGAAAGAACUACAACUAUAAAUUAACAUAAAACAUAAAUCUGCUUUCAUUUACUAACAUUGUUAAUGCUGCACUGAAAUUUUAAGUGUUUUAUUAAUAAAUACAUUAUUCACCCUGAAAUUAAAAUAUGCAUACCCCGAAAGCACUAAUUUAAUUUUUGCAAUACACACUGUUCUGAAAAUCACAACUUUUCCACAUCAUGGUUACUUACCAUUUUAGACUCAUUUUUUGAACAGGAUGGUUAAAAUUAAAUUGACCGCAGUGGAGUCGAUUUCAAUCACAACGCAUAGAUGAAACUUUGUAUGUAUUGUUAGAUCAAAGGGAAGAAUUUUCGAAAGAAAAUAUAAUUCAUUUCUUUACCACCAAGUGAAAAAUUAGGAUUUCAACAAGAAUCAUUACUCAGCAAAGCAAAAUUUACAAUUGCAGCAUGUGUACAAUACGUGAGCCACCCAAGGUUAUUAAAUGCAGGAAAUAUAAGAUGGCAUAAAAUAUGGUCGAAGUAAUUCGGAGCGAAUGUCCACGGCAUAUAGUAUUAUGCUGCUCGAAACAGAUAGUUUCAUAUAAAAUUUACGUUAAUUCGAUGGGUUUCUCUUUCUCCUUAAUUUUGCAAACCCAACUCUGUAUCUUAGGAUAUUAGUUUCUAAAAGGAAAAUGGGUCGAGAAUAAACUUGGUGGUGCAAUAAUAUCAUGCUGUAACGUAAUCUAACUGCUGUCCCUGUACCACAUGGAGAGGCGAGGAGCCCUAAAUGACAGUUUUCCUUAUUUACACCCCCAUUAAGUAAAAAAAAAAAAAAAAAA
This is a messenger RNA of Stegodyphus dumicola, 3748 nucleotides long. Its product is annotated as cyclic nucleotide-gated channel alpha-3-like. Gene Ontology annotation, biological process: monoatomic cation transmembrane transport. Gene Ontology annotation, cellular component: plasma membrane; intracellular cyclic nucleotide activated cation channel complex. NCBI's taxonomy places the organism in Eukaryota, Metazoa, Arthropoda, Arachnida, Araneae, Eresidae. The record is from RefSeq and is a predicted model, not a curated record. Gene Ontology annotation, molecular function: intracellularly cAMP-activated cation channel activity; intracellularly cGMP-activated cation channel activity; protein-containing complex binding.